Messenger RNA from Bactrocera neohumeralis, 12240 nucleotides. RefSeq lists its product as uncharacterized. The record is from RefSeq and is a predicted model, not a curated record. Lineage: Eukaryota; Metazoa; Arthropoda; Insecta; Diptera; Tephritidae. The transcript is spliced from 21 exons. Gene Ontology annotation, molecular function: calcium ion binding; diacylglycerol binding; phospholipid binding. Gene Ontology annotation, biological process: synaptic vesicle priming; neuromuscular junction development; synaptic vesicle maturation. Gene Ontology annotation, cellular component: neuromuscular junction; presynaptic membrane; plasma membrane. Bases 16 to 12075 code for a protein of 4019 amino acids.
AGGAACCGUUUUGUCAUGUCUCUAAUCAAUUCAACUACAAAAACAGCAAAUGAUGAAAACAUUGGUAAUGAUGAACAUUAUAAUAUUGCCGAAGACAAAAAUCCACAACAAGAUCAGCAGCAGAAAUGCGAAGUACAACUAAAGACGCCCAAUCGUUAUCCGGAGCAGCGUAAAAAGCUUAGAGUUUAUAACAACGUAGCGUCAGAUUACAUUGUACCAACAAACUUCCGUGGUGUGACAUCAACAAAUGUGAAUGACGCUAUGUCUGUCUCACAUAAGCAACAGAAAAAAAUGGAGCAAAAGUACGACAAAAUACCGUCAAUAACCCAGUCUGGACAGCAAUCGCCACCAUUACAUAAAGAGUUACUAAAAAUUAAACCAUCACCACUACACCAACAGCAGGAACAAAAGUUCCAACUUUAUGAUACAAAUGACAACUAUCGCAGUUGCGACUUUAAUUUUAAUAGUAAAAAAAGUUCCACACACAUUUGCAGCACUAGCAACAAUACGAACUAUGAUAAAAAUGGUGACUGCUUUGGUAUCUUAAGUGAAACCAACAAAGCUUACAUUGAUGAGAACUUUAGCAAUAGCAUCAGUGAACGACUCGAUAAUAUCGGGAUUGAAUCUGUCCAAGUUGGCGCAGGGCCUAACUUAAGUGCAAAUAAUUUACCAUUAAAUGGCGUCAGUAAAUCUUUGAGAGCACUCGAUUCUGCACCACAAACCGAUAGUAUGGCAUCUAUCACCAGCGAGCAGCAACUUUGUCAGUUGUACAAUUCACAGCAGCAUUCCGAUUAUAUAAUAUCAGAUUAUAUGGAAAAGAUAGCGACGCGUAUUAAUUUAUUAGAUACAGAGUUAAAAUUUGCUUGGCGUGCACUCGAUUUGUUAUCUGGUGAGUAUGGUAAAAUCUGGGCGCGGUUGGAAAAACUCGAGAAGAUCUCGUUUGAACAGCAGUCAGUUGUAAACAAUUUAAUAGGUUUAAUAGCACUUAAACAUGAACAGCAAGAACAAAAUGAACAACAAUCUGAUUGUGUGACACAUUUAAGCUUUCUUGAUACCUCAAAAUCUACCGAGAAAAAAAAGCUUACACCGUUCGAUUACUUGCUGCAAGGUGAACAAUUAUCGAUGUCUAAUUUGGUUGAAGCCGAACAACAGGCAAUUGUCUUGAAUAAUUCAGCUGCUAUACUAUUGCAAGAUAUUGAUACGGAAUGCACUUCCAAACAAUAUAAUAACUUGUUACAAGAGCUGAAGAACGAUACAUUAGAUGCGCUGGAUGCCGUACGAAUAAACAGCGAAUUGGAAGCGCUUGACAAGUUAUUGCAGCAACAAACAAAUAAUAUAUACAAUUCUGGUGAAAUAAAUGCCAUACAUCAGCACUUGCGAAAUGAAAACAAAAUCGGCCAUAAUAACCAUUUCCAGUUAUCAGCAGUUCGGCGUGAUCGCCAACGUAAAUAUGAGCACAAACUCGCUGUAAUGGUUGAUGACGCUAAUUUGUCGCUGAAAAAACUAUCUGAUUGCAAUGUAAACAGCUCGUUAGUAACGUUGAACUCAUUAAACCGACAAUGUCUAAAAAAUCAGCAAGUAUCAGAUAUAUUAUCGGAAGAAACCAAGUCACAUCAAGAGCCAAGUUCCCAUUUAAGCUGGCUUAACUCUACGAAAGUAACAGAUUCCGAUCUUUUACAAUAUUAUCAACAACAACUGUUGGCAAACGAUGCCAAAAGUGAACUGUCUCAAGAAUUUCUGUGUAACCGUAAACUUUUGGGGAAACUUACACAGACAGAAAGUUUUAACAGUUUAGGUGAGUUUGAAGGCAGUUGUAAUGAAGCCACUAAUAUAACAGGAAGUAUGCAGAAUUUGCCGAAGUUAGAUGAUGGUAUAUUCGCUGUGGCACUGCCGACAACAGCAAUUGAGACAAAUGCAUCAGUAUCGAAUACACGCUCAACGCACAUCAGCCCGGAAAUUUAUUGUGAUUCGACUAGUAGUAUACGCGAAAAGAAAGAUUUUGUGACAAGAGAUAUGGAUAUGAAUGAUUUUAUUAGGAAGGAUAAGUUUUUUCAACAAGUGGCCUCUAAGCAAGGCGAACUCUUGCAAGCGGCUGUGCCAAUAGAAGACACGGGUGGAACAAUAAUAUCAGUCGAUAUUAGACACAAUAGUGAAGUGACCGAAGACUUUUAUAAAACACUUAAUGAGGCGUAUCGUGAUGACACUCUGAAUACAGAAAUUUCCAAUGUGGAAAAUUUAUUGCAACAUAGUGAAGCCACAAAUGAACAUAUACUGAGCAGUUUGGGCACGCGUAGCAAUUCAGCUUUGGAUAUAAUAUGCGAAGACAAUGAGGAGAGUGGUAUUGGCGCUGUACUUUCAAAACAUUCCGAUAUAGCUAAAUCUCAGUUAGUUUCAAAAAUAGAAGUUUCAUCAGCACAAGCUUUUAAGGCUUGCACAACGACAACGGCAACAAACACAAAAACCACAACAAUAGUCGCAAGAAGAACGAAAGACGCUAAAAAACAUAAAAAGAAAAAGCAUCACAAUGACGAGAUGGAAAUGCUGAACAAUCUGAAAAGCGCGCUUGCCCAAGCUGCUGCCGUUCAUACAUCCCGUCCUGUAUUACCUAAAAAAACGGCAAUGUAUUCCAGUUUUGCGUUCACCGAAGAACAAUAUGUCCAAAAUAACUCAAAUAAUGGUGAGUACUAUUCAACUGCUUCAUCUUCGGAGGACGAAUACAGAGCUAAAAAAGUUCACGGAGCUCAGGAUCAUUAUUGUAAUCAACUGAAUGAAGACAAAACCAUACUCCUCGACAGCACUGGAGAGAUAUUGCUAAUGGAAAUAAAUAAAAUACAAGAUCUUCAAGUAUUAAACUCCGCACAAAUUCUCACACUACGCACACUGGUUAAAAAAGAGCAUAAUUUUUUUGAAAAAAUACACCAAGUUAAUAAGAAUCUUUUAUUACUGCUUCUGAAUCCGAUAACAAUGGGCGAGGAGCUUCGUACACUUGGAAAUGAUAAAAUACGAAAGUUCGAAAGAGUUAUGAAAACCUUGGAACGUAAUAUAGACACGCUGAAAAAAUUAGUUGGCAGCUCCUUUGACGACUAUACACGGAUGUACUUAACCGAUGAUGAAUUGGUGCUGAUAAAAAAAACAGAAAAUAAUCUGGCUGAUGAUAAUGAAGCUGUGUCGAAUAUAAUGACAACAAAAAAUAAAAAACUAAAAAAUUCUAAGAAAAAACAAACAGAAAGGAAAGAAAAUCUAAUUGGCGAUCUUGCAGAUACACAUCGGACACAAACAAUAAUUGAUAUAGAUAAAAUUACACCUGUCACAAAUAGUUCCAUCGAUUGUGAUAAGGCACACUUUGACUAUAGCGCUCAUUUACUUCGAAACAAUUCCAAUUUGGAUGAACAACUAAAAAUUUUAGAAACUCAAGAACAUGAGAUGCGCCUUAAAAAAUUGCAUGAUUCUACCAUAAGCCCUACAACCAGCAACAAUGAUAUUAUAAACAAUAAAAGUGGUCUCGGACAGAAACCACAAUGCAAUUAUUUGGCUGGCAUGGAUAUGGAGUCGGAGCAUAUGCUGUUACAAACAACAAAAGCAACACCUAAUAGUCAAGAUAAAACAUCGAGUCGCGCUACUUCGGUAGCAACACUUUACAAUAAUGAUGAGUAUAUAAAGUCGCUAAAGAGAAGCCUGGAGCGACACAAUAGCAUGCUUUUUCUUUUACAUUUACAACAUCCGGAAUACCAAAGCAAAACCAAAGCAUAUCAAGACAUUUUGGCUUUGGACAUUGAUGGCAUACUCUUAGCUGAUGUUGGUGGGACUCAAAGCCCACCACCGCCAGCGCCCUACGAUGACGAUGACGCAAAUGCAGCCAUUGAUAGCAAUAACGAUGAUGCUCAAAAAAAGGCGACUUUGCAGUUGGUAAAUGAUGACACCGUUGCAGGUAUAGCUAACCUAUCGGUACCAUCAAUAAACGCCUUAAAUCCAUUUCAUACACAUAGCGCUUCAUUUGAUAAUGCACAAUUAGAAUUGUUAAAUACGGGACCAAAACAAACGAAAUCGAAUUCUGGCCUUUCAUCUAAAAACCGUUUGUCAAGCUGGGAGAAGUCCCUCAACUCUACGCUAUACGGAGUUGGCGUUGUUAGUACGAACGCUGAUAAAAACAAUCCAUUUCUUAAUAAGCGUAUGAGUUUGCAGAUACUAAUGUCUGAAGAUUUGGAAUCAGUAAAUAGUAGUGCCACUAAUUUGUGUAGUUCGAGGUUGAAUUCAAAGGCUUGGAUGGCGGCAGAUCUGGAUUCGGAUAAUGGUGAUUUGAGUUUAAAUGAUACUAGCUUUACUGAAGCAGAACUGGAGAUCACAACACGUGCCGUUACCAUAGCGACUGCUAAUUCUGUUAUUCCAACGAUUAUUAGUACAACUAAUGCCACCUUUUCCAACACUGGCGAUAAAAUAAAGCAAAAAAAUAAUUUAAUGCCCAUACAGCAAGCAACAUUAUCGACGGAAAAUAAUUACCUGUUGAAUGAAGAAAAUUUGAACUAUAUAUGUGAGUUGUCUAAAAAUAUGCCCAUUUGUUCCGUCUACGAGAGCAAAUCCAUUUUCAAUAAACUCAAAGUUGGCACCAUGGAUGAGCAUGUACGUACUGUCGAUGAAGUCCUUGAGUGGGGUCAUCGGCAGCGACAACGGCAGACACCAAAGAGACAGCAAAAUGUAGCAAAUAUGUUAGGUGAUCACAACCGGCGUAUGCCGGAUCUUUUGCGCAGACCUACAUAUACAACUACGCUUGGAGGGGUCGGAAGUGCCACUUCCGAUAGCACAAGUAUACAGUCUGAGGGUAGGUGUGAAUCAUCCCAAACACUAAAAGGACAACUUACUGAUCGUCUCGUUUAUUAUCCAACAUCUAAUGAUAUUAAAGAUUAUAAUAGCUGCAAUAAUCUAAAUUUUUUGGGUAAGAAUCAUUUGGAGUACCCUUAUCAACAUCAACCUCAUCAGCAAAUGUCAUAUAACCAUGGUUUAAGCUGCUUAGCUCCCACCAAUUUUUCUAAUUUGUCAAUAAAAAAGGCAGUAAACACACAUCACCAACAUUACAUGCUACAUCGUUCUUCACCAGCCGACAAUGAACAAAGCAAUCGGAUUUUAAAACAGAAUAAUUUUAACGGUUCUCGAAAUUAUGUAUUUCAAUCCAAACAGCACAAGAAUGCAGAGUUGUCCACUCCCUAUGUUUUACACGGAGCGCAUUAUGAUGCCGAAUCAGCACAAGAUAUUGACAUAGUAGCAUCUUCAACGUCUGCCGACAUAGUUGGUUUAUCCGGUAGUGAAACAACAUCAAGCACUACAUUUAAAGUUUGGAAUAAGUUUACUAAUUUUUUGCCGGACAAUUUAAAAUUGAAGCGAUCUUUACGAUAUGGUCGUUCUCGGUCAUUGCCUACGGGCUAUGACAAUUACUCGGAAGAUAGAGCACCUUUUCAAACAAGCCAAGAUGAUUGUUACCCUUUAGUUGCUGGUCACUUGGCAUCAUUCAAUGUGUCUCGUGAGAACAUGGGACAUAAUCGUAAUGUGUCAUUGCAUAAAGUGGCUACGGAGCCAACAACAAGAUGGCAGCAACAGCAGCGUGGCAAUAAACAUUCGCGUAGCAGUUUUUAUUUUUCGAAACGUUUCUAUAAACUACCCACAAAGCUGGUGCAGCAUGCUACUCAUCCUGGUGCAGUCCCCGUUGCUAGCACAAGUACAUCAGACAUAAUUGCUGCCCGCAAUUUAAAUUGCGGUGAUACAACUAACAAGACUGUAGCUGGUAACCAUAAAAAACGUUCAAGGUUUUCAGCGACUGUAAAUAAUUUAAUGCAGAAAGCCAAAACUGGAUACAGGCGUCACAGUUUUGUAGCUCGUGGAAUAACGGAUUCUCGUGCUGCGGCUAUAGUAUAUAGUGUAUCAGAUACAGAGGCGGAUGUACCCAGUUUUAAUUCUUCGGAUAAUGAGGGCUCUAUAGUUAGUGAUAUUGGAAAUUUUAGUACAUUUUCAGUGGAUACUGACGGACGUGAUGAUGGAUGCAAUACUGAAAUAUAUGAGGCAAAUAAACCUCAACUUCAAUCAUACGGUAUAAAGUUGUUUAGUAAAGAGAUUGGAGUCAGAGAAGAUGAUGACGGAGACAACUAUAAGGGAGUUGUGUCUUCCGAUGUAAAAGAUAGUGGGCUGAGUGAUGUUAAGGAUAAUGAAGAAGCUGGCCACAUAUUUGGGCAGAAUGAAAUUAAGGAAAAUGAAAUGCGUGAUUUAACCGUCAAAGUGACUCCUUCGAAUACAUAUAUAAGUCACAAAGAAAUGGUUACGGCAGAUAUAAAGGAAAACAAAGUUCUUGAUUUACAGUCAAAAGUAUUGAAACCACCAGAUCAAUAUAUAAUUACGAUUACGGGAGGAUUUAAAAGUCUGCAAAAUCAAGUUGAAACCAAAUUACAUAGUGCAAAUAAAUUAGUUUUAACAAAAAAUAAUUCAAAGGCGAUGGAUAAUUUUCACGUCUUGCUGGACUGUGUAAGAACUCAUAAUCAAAUGACUUCGUCUACUGUCGUGGAUAAGGAAGAAGGGAAAUAUAAUAAUGAUGGUGUUUUAAAUGAAACAGAAGUACCAUCAAUAGCUGUGACAUCAGCUGAUAACUCACAUCCACCACUAUUACUGAUAGCAGAACCGAUAACAAGUGAGUUUGCUAAUCGAAGUUUGGCAGCACAACAGUCGCUUGAUGGCUCUCUAGGUUUAAUUGAAGAAGAUGACAAUCGCAGUCAGCAUUCUUUCCGCACGCUGUCGUCAUCACGUCGUCAAAGCACUGAGGAUAGCAUUGAUACAGAUGAUGAAUACUUUUGUUAUGAGCUAAGGCAGUUGGAAAAAUUGGAACGGCAACGAAAAGCUGAAUACCUAGAUGAAAUUGAUAAGAAGUCAACAGUAGGCAUAUCCCUGGUUGAUAAUGUACGAUUGUUUUCACAAAUCGAUCAAUUGACUCUAAGAAGUACCAAUUGCUAUAAUAAUUCCCAACAUAUAAAUACAUAUGCUACAUUUGAUAAUGACAAUAAAGUUGUCAAUAAUACCGGGUUGCAAUUUUCCGCUGAAAACGAACCAGACGAAGCUAUUAAACAGCUUAUGUGUGAAAUCCGUAAAGAAUUGAAAUGUGUUGUCAAGGAAAUACCAGCAAUAGACAACGUGAAAGCGGAGUCACCAUUUAAAGUAGUGACGACGAAAUCUUCACAAAAUCGCUGCUUUUCCACGAAAUCAACUGUCUCAAGUAACUUUGAACGUGUGACAAAAGUUACUGAUUUGCAUAGCGCAUGGCAAGAUAUUAAUGGAGAUGAUUCGCAACAUGGGUAUUUUGAUAUGGAUGCUAAGGAACAUGCUCUGGAGGAAACUGGUAGCAGUGAAACUAUGGAUGAAGGCAGUUCGAUGAAUAUAUUCGAAUGCGCUGAUAAUGCAGCACGCAAUAGAUUCGCAAAAUGUCAUAACCUUCAUCAGCAACAACCAGAACAGAAAACACAGCAUAUAAGUAGUGAACGUGUAGCUCAACAUAAGCGUUUUCGCAAACGACGUGAUCGCCGACGAAUGGCCGAUAAUAACAACGAUAAGGAUAAUGAAGCAACUAAUCAUGAUCCGCAGCAUCAACAUAUCACUACAUUUUCAUAUUCAUCUGAAGAGGAAGUGGCCAGCGGAAUCAAACUUUAUAAAGAGAAGACAAAAACGAGUCAAGGGGGUGGUAGCAAUAGCUGCGAUAAGCAUAAACAGGCAACCAUAUCUAGAAUUAUACCAAAUGAAAAUGAAAGUUCUAGCAAACCAACGCAAAAUGACCUGUUGCUAAAUUCUGCUACGAAAGAAAAUGUGAUGGAUGAAGAUAUAUAUGUUGAUUUUAACGAGGAUGAUGAUGUAAAUAAUGUGAGUAUGUCAUCCAGUGCCACACUUGGUCCAGAUACACCAGCUGAACUAAGUGAGGAACUGGAAGGCGACCAGAAUAUUUAUAAGACCGUUCCAAGCUAUCAAGCAUUUAAAAGCAAUCAAGAAAGUAUUGAAGUAUCUAACGGACGUGUGAGGGUGGAACAAAAUUUUGCUGAUGCUGAGGACGAAAAUACCGGGUUAGAAAUUAAUCAUAGAACCGCUCCAACUGUUCACAAGAUUCAUGAGCAUUUAAUAAAACGUGAAAAAGGAACACAAGACGACACAAAAAUGGAAAUACAUCUAUUAAGUCAUGAUUCUAGUGCUGAAGUUAGUGGGACGCAAGGUACAAAUAUCAAUACAUCAGUACUUGGGAGUAGCAAAUGGAAACUCCUGAAAACUCUCAAAGAACGGAAAAUCGAAGAAAAAAAUUAUCAAGUUAAAGCUAAAGACGAGGAAUGUAGUAAAGAUCGUGAAAAGAAUGGCAGUGGACCUGGUGAUAUUGGCAUACGGGGUAGCGGGCACCCGGGAGACAAUCCAUUCUACAGUAACAUUGACAGCAUGCCAGAUAUACGUCCUCGUCGGAAAUCCAUUCCACUCGUUUCAGAACUUACAAUGGCAGCCACCAAGCGCAAUGCCGGAUUAACAUCAGCCGUACCGCGAGCCACUUUGAAUGACGAAGAACUGAAAAUGCACGUUUACAAAAAGGCUCUACAAGCGCUUAUUUAUCCAAUUUCGUCAACAACCCCACAUAAUUUCGUCCUGUGGACUGCAACAUCGCCAACUUACUGCUACGAAUGUGAAGGACUGCUAUGGGGCAUCGCACGACAGGGAGUUCGGUGUACAGAAUGUGGCGUGAAAUGCCAUGAAAAAUGCAAGGAUCUCUUAAACGCUGACUGCUUGCAAAGAGCCGCCGAAAAAAGCUCAAAGCAUGGAGCUGAAGAUAAGGCGAAUUCAAUUAUAACAGCAAUGAAGGAUCGCAUGAAGCAGCGUGAACGUGAAAAGCCCGAAAUUUUCGAAUUAAUCCGUGCGGUAUUCAGCGUAGAAGAGAAAAGUCACACAGGUCACAUGAAAGCUGUUAAGCAAAGCGUUUUGGACGGUACUAGCAAAUGGUCUGCUAAAAUUGCAAUUACAGUGAUUUGUGCUCAAGGCCUGAUAGCGAAGGAUAAAAGCGGUACCAGUGAUCCCUAUGUGACGGUGCAAGUUAGCAAGGUGAAAAAGCGUACACGUACAAUGCCGCAGGAGUUAAAUCCUGUGUGGAAUGAGAAGUUUCACUUCGAGUGUCACAACUCAUCAGAUAGGAUAAAAGUUCGUGUUUGGGAUGAAGACAAUGAUCUGAAAUCCAAAUUGCGUCAGAAGUUAACCCGAGAAUCUGAUGACUUUUUGGGUCAGACAAUCAUCGAAGUACGCACCCUUUCAGGUGAAAUGGAUGUUUGGUAUAAUUUAGAGAAGCGUACGGACAAAUCAGCGGUAUCUGGAGCCAUACGUUUACAUAUUUCAGUGGAAAUCAAGGGAGAGGAAAAAGUCGCUCCAUACCAUGUACAAUACACAUGUUUGCAUGAAAAUAUUUUUCAUUAUUUAUGCGAAGAAAAUUGCGGUAUGGUUAAACUACCACAGCAGAAGGGAGAUGAUGCGUGGAAGCUUUAUUUUGACGAAAUUCCCGAGGAGAUCGUUGACGAGUUCGCUAUGCGAUAUGGCAUUGAAAAUAUAUACCAAGCAAUGACUCACUUUCACUGCCUGUCUACCAAAUAUUUAUGCCCUGGAGUUCCGGCUGUAAUGAGUACGUUAUUAGCAAACAUCAACGCAUAUUAUGCGCAUACAACAGCAUCGUCAGCCGUAUCCGCAAGUGAUCGUUUUGCCGCUAGUAACUUUGGUAAAGAAAAAUUCGUAAAACUAUUAGAUCAACUACACAAUUCACUACGAAUUGAUCUAUCUAUGUAUCGCAACAAUUUCCCAGCGUCCAGUCAAGAAAAACUAAUGGACCUCAAAUCAACCGUGGAUUUGUUGACCAGUAUCACAUUUUUUCGUAUGAAGGUUCAAGAACUCUCUAGUCCACCACGAGCGAGUACAGUUGUCAAGGAUUGCGUGAAGGCUUGUCUUAGAUCCACCUAUCAAUUCCUGUUCGAAAAUUGUUAUGAACUCUAUAAUAGGGAAUUUCAGGUGGAUCCAAAUGAAGCAAAACGUGACUCUGACGACCACGGCCCUAAAUUGGAUAACGUUGACUUCUGGCAUAAGCUAAUCGCAUUAAUUGUGUCCGUGAUCGACGAAGAUAAAAACAGUUAUGGUACCGUACUGAACCAGUUUCCACAGGAAUUGAAUAUUGGGCAGCUAUCUGCAGCUACGAUGUGGAGUCUAUUCGCUGUUGAUAUGAAGUAUGCAUUAGAAGAACACGAACAGCAUCGCCUUUGUAAAUCAUCAGCAUAUAUGAAUCUACAUUUUCGCGUAAAAUGGCUCUAUAGUAAUUAUGUUAAAGAGGUCCCACCAUAUAAGGGUGCAGUUCCCGAAUAUCCAGCCUGGUUUGAGCCUUUCGUCAUGCAAUGGUUAAAUGAAAAUGAUGACGUGUCCUUAGAAUACUUGCAUGGUGCAUUCAACCGCGAUAAGAAAGAUGGGUUCCAAAAGAGUAGCGAGCAUGCGUUAUUUUCCAACUCAGUUGUUGAUGUAUUUACACAAUUAACACAGUGUUUCGAUGUUGUUAGCAAACUCGAGUGUCCGGAUCCAGAAAUCUGGAAGCGUUACAUGAGGCGUUUUGCUAAAACUAUCGUAAAAGUACUGAUUGCAUAUGCCGAUAUCGUCAAGAAAGAGUUUCCUGUUCAUAUGAAAGAUGAAAGAAUUGCAUGCAUACUCAUGAAUAAUAUACAGCAACUGAGAGUUCAAUUAGAAAAAAUGUUCGAAUCAAUGGGGGGAGAUAAGCUAGAAGAAGAUGCUGCGAAUAUACUAAAAGAAUUACAACAAAACCUAAAUCUGGCUUUAGAUGACUUGGCAUCACAGUUUGCUGUCAGCCUUGAGCCACGUAUAACACAGUCCGUUCGAGAGUUAGGAGAUCUACUGCUCUCUGUUAAAGGAGGUAACAAUAUGAAUUUCAAUCAAACUGCACAAGGAAAUGUUGUUGCAGUUGAAGCUGAUGAGGUCCUCCGACCACUGAUGGAUUUGCUGGAUGGUUCAUUAACACUUUAUGCUCAAUCCUGCGAAAAAACUGUACUUAAACGGUUGCUGAAAGAGCUAUGGAAAAUUGUUAUGCGUAUAUUGGAGAAGACGAUCGUGUUACCUCCAAUGACUGAUAAAAGCAUGAUGUUUAAACAUCUAACGGAUAAUGCCAAGAACCUUGCUUCGAAUGCUAAAAUUGAAGAUAUGGGAAGAUUGUUUAAAAGUCAUAUGUCUGGCAAACAAGAUGUUAAGAGUGCUCUUAGCGGUGUUAUGGAUAUUUCCAAGGAGGUCGAAAAAAAUUUGUCACCUAAACAAUGUGCUGUAUUAGAUGUUGCCUUAGAUACCAUCAAGCAAUAUUUCCAUGCUGCUGGUAAUGGACUGAAAAAAACAUUCCUUGAGAAGUCGCCAGAAUUACAAAGUUUACGAUACGCUUUAAGCUUAUACACCCAAAUGACAGACACGCUUAUCAAAACUUUUAUCUCCAGUCAAGUACAUGAAAUUGAUCCGGAAAAUCAAGAGGAAAGUGUUGGUGAAAUAUCAGUACAAAUUGAUCUUUUCUCACAUCCCGGUACUGGCGAGCACAAAGUUAAUGUAAAAGUUGUCGCUGCAAAUGAUAUAAAAUGGCAAAUAGCUACAGGAAUGUUUCGUCCAUUUAUUGAAAUUAAUUUGAUCGGACCACAUUUACAGGAUAGGAAACGAAAAUUUGCAACAAAGUCCAAGUCGAACAAUUGGUCGCCAAAAUAUAAUGAAACAUUUAAUUUCACGAUUGGCAACGAGGAGCAGUUGGAGUUCUUUGAAUUACAUAUCUGUGUUAAAGACUACUGCUUUGCUAGAGAAGAUCGCUUAGUUGGUGUUGCAGUUAUACCAUUAAAAGACAUAUCGGAAAAGGGUUCGGUUGCUUGUUGGCUACCCCUGCAGCGUCGUAUACAGAUGGAUGAGACGGGUUGGACGAUUUUACGCAUUUUAUCACAACGUAAUAAUGAUGAAGUCGCCAAAGAGUUUGUGAAACUUAAAUCAGAAAUACGCCAAGAACCUCUUGUUGGGACAUAACUCAGUUUUAAUAACCAGAAAACUAAUUAAAAUAAAUAUUUAUUUAAUUAGGUAAGCUGAAGGAUAGCAUUCAAUGUAAAAAUAUUAAUUAUUGUACAUGCAUAUGUAUAAUUAUAAAAAUAAUGAAAAUAAAUAGUAUGAAAUAUUGCUGCAAAUAAAAACCAA